CUAAAUCGUUCGACCUGUCGUUAUAUUAAUCUGCAGUUUGUAACUCGUGAAUCGAUCGGUAUUGUUGUAUAAUUUAUCCUGGACGUAGGUCAAGUUCCGCAUGCACCAAGUGCUCGUGGUCGUCGGUGUUCGAAACGUUCGAUGGUUGACAGGUGUGCACGGUUUCGUUCCACGCCUCCUAUCGAUUCCCAAUCGGCCAGCGAACACAUAGAAGUGCCCCUAAUGGAAUGACGUACGAAAAGUCGUGUACCUGUCUGCUGUCGGUAAGGGGGGGCGGAAGUAAGUGAGGGUUGCUGCGUUUAAGUAGCCUCACGACUGUCUGACGAAUACGCAACGCCGCGUACACGCGACCACGCAUACAUGAGGAAGUGGUCCCAUGAAACGAUCUCGACAAGAAUUCUCCACCUACGAACGAUAGAAUCGGAAAGAUGUGAUCGAUGGGCGGUGUUAAAUCGUAGAUCGUCGCGCGGAUGAAACAUUUUGUAAGACGCGUGGCGGUUGAGUUUCGAACGCGGAAAUGAACCUGCUGCGUACGAUUAUCGACGCGUGUGCACCGUGCUGGGGUUGAUAAAGGGAGGCGACGUGGGUGUAGACAAGGGUUUCCCGACGUGCUCGCGUGAAACGAAACGAAAAUAGGCGGUUCGGUGUUGCUUGAGAUGGACUCGGUGGCGGUGACAGUGCCGCUUCGUCAACCGACGAAGAAGAUGAAGAAACGGAAGGAGCUCGACGCCCUGGCGCCUCCGCACACUGUCUCCCGCCGAAGUUCCGGAAAACGUAGCUCCCAAGAGUUACUAUCAGAUAGCAGCGACGAACGGUCGGAAUACUGGAAUAUAUCGACUAGAAAUGGCCGUAAAUGCAGAGGCAGACAAAGUCGAGCUUGCCCCGGAUUUUUUAAAGCUUGUAGUGCCUUUCUGGCUUGUGCCUCUGUAUUAGCAACCGCUAGUUUAAUUUGGCUGUUCAUCGACGUUCGUCAGCAACUCACCGCGCUACGGACCGAGCUGGACCAAGUUAUCGACGGUAGCGAAGGAGUUCCCGACGCUCUGCAGAAAUGUCACUCUCUAUCGAGAGAUCUCCAGAACAACCAGACCAUUAUUUUCAACCAUUUGUCCGAUCUCAAACUCCAAAUUAAUAAUUUUACCUCACAGUUAGCUGUUAUUCAACGCGAUUUGCACCGUGUAGAAGAGUGGUUCAAAGCUGACCCACAAUUAGCCAACGUGCCAACAGAUUUAAAGGCUCUUUAUAAUAGCGUUGCUACGUUUGGAAGCCAUAUGCAGGAUAUGAGUAACACAGUGAACACCCUAAAAGAGUCUAGUGCUAGGGUACAAGAUGCUCAAGCCAUAAUGCAACAAAAUAUCACCAGUAUCAAGAACACACUGACAGAAUUGUCAAAUGCUACACAAAAACCUCAGAUGUUGACCACAAAUGAGACAAAGAUAAAGACUGAUCAACUGAACACAGCAAUUGUACAUUUGUCUGAUAACUUGACAAACAUCAAUGAAACAUUGUCAAGAGCGGUGCAAUGGGUGACUGAGGAUCAGAAGAAGGACCAUAAAAUACUGGUGUUGCUUCAGGAAACGACACAGAAUGUUAGCAUGAAGGUGAUAUCUUUGCAGAGAGAGUGUGUGAAGACCACCAUAUUGAGCUCUGUUAUGAAAUUGAAUGACCAAGUGAGUAAAAUUCAUGCAGCUAAUGCUGAGCUCAGUGAGAAGGUGAAACAAUUGGAAGAGUCCUAUGGUAGUUUAAAAAAUUCCACAAACUUGAUGCUGGCCACUCUACCAGAUAUCCAGAGCCAAAAGCUGACCAAAGCACAAGUUUUAGAGGAAUCGAUCAGCGACGUCGCGACUACGGAACAAGAUCAUAGUGCGUUAGUUUCUGACGACUCCUCGAAGAAAGAUGCAACGGGUAAAGCGAAACGUUCGAGGUUAGGUCCGUAACGUGUUUCUAUGAGGAUACGUAUUAUCGUGACACUUGAGAGAGUACUGACCUUGUACGAUAUCAAGGCGACAACUGUGUUGUCGAGGAGAGCACGGAGAGACCGUGUAUGUGUGUAUGUUGUAAAUACUAAAUAAAUUAAGUACGUUGAGAAA
Messenger RNA from Habropoda laboriosa, 2087 nucleotides. RefSeq lists its product as uncharacterized. The coding region runs from base 657 to 1934 and encodes 425 amino acids. NCBI's taxonomy places the organism in Eukaryota, Metazoa, Arthropoda, Insecta, Hymenoptera, Apidae. The record is from RefSeq and is a predicted model, not a curated record. The transcript has 9 exons.